CUCAUUUCCGUACACUAUGUAAAUGUAAUACGUUAUUUUAGUUCAGAUUGUAUUUCGUUCGUUUGUUUUGGUUAUUCUUACGAUUAACAGCUAUAUUUGCGUUUAUGUUUCACGAAUACCCAAAAUAUAUGUAAAGCCUGUAUGUAUAACUCCGGACUAAGGAUACAAUAGAGUAAGUGUUGUGUUUAUUCAUAUGUUUUGUAAGAUGUGAUUAAAAUUACCUUUGUGAUUGUAGUAUCUGAGCAUGACUCAGUUGAUAGAAGUAGAAGUUUAAAAGCAUUUGACAUUAUAGAUUUGAUUUCUUCCUAUAUGAAGAGGCGUAUCUAUCGAGAGGUUAACCAAUUUUUCCCUCUCACCCCAGGCAGGCAUUCAUUGAUUUUUGGACCGUUUACGUCUGUGUUUGUGUAAAGGAUAUAAAUAUGGGCCUACUUGAAGAGUACCUGGCGUAGUAUGCCGCCGCAUAGGAACACCUUUAUUCAAGCCCCAUGUUGUCCACCCCCCCCCCACAUCCCCGUGCGAUACCCUUUACCGAAUUGUAUGUAGAGCCCUGACUAGUUGGACUUGGUGCACACCAACCCUUAAUAUGCGUUGGUGGUGGUCGUGUUGGACUUGGUGCACACAACCCUUAAUAUGCGUUGGUGGUGGUCGUGUUGGACUUCGUGCACACCAACCCUUAAUAUGCGUUGGUGGUGGUCGUGUUGGACUUGGUGCACACCAACCCUUAAUAUGCGUUGGUGGUGGUCGUGUUGGACUUCGUGCACACCAACCCUUAAUAUGCUUUGGUGGUGGUCGUGUUGGACUUGGUGCACACCAACCCUUAAUAUGCGUUGGUGGUGGUCGUGUUGGACUUCGUGCACACCAACCCUUAAUAUGCGUUGGUGGUGGUCGUGUUGGACUUCGUGCACACCAACCCUUAAUAUGCUUUGGUGGUGGUCGUGUUGGACUUGGUGCAAAGCAACCCUUAAUAUGCUUUGGUGGUGGUCGUGUUGGACUUGGUGCACACCAACCCUUAAUAUGCUUUGGUGGUGGUCGUGUUGGACUUCGUGCACACCAACCCUUAAUAUGCUUUGGUGGUGGUCGUGUUGGACUUGGUGCACACCAACCCUUAAUAUGCUUUGGUGGUGGUCGUGUUGGACUUGGUGCACACCAACCCUUAAUAUGCGUUGGUGGUGGUCGUGUUGGACUUGGUGCACACCAACCCUUAAUAUGCGUUGGUGGUGGUCGUGUUGGACUUGGUGCACAUCAACCCUUAAUAUGCGUUGGUGGUGGUCAUGUUGGACUUGGUGCACACCAACCCUUAAUAUGCGUUGGUGGUGGUCGUGUUGGACUUGGUGCACACCAACCCUUAAUAUGCUUUGGUGGUGGUCGUGUUGGACUUGGUGCACACCAACCCUUAAUAUGCUUUGGUGGUGGUCGUGUUGGACUUCGUGCACACCAACCCUUAAUAUGCGUUGGUGGUGGUCGUGUUGGUCUUGGUGCACACCAACUCUUAAUAUGCUUUGGUGGUGGUCGUGUUGGACUUGGUGCACACCAACCCUUAAUAUGCUUUGGUGGUGGUCGUGUUGGACUUCGUGCACACCAACCCUUAAUAUGCUAUGGUGGUGGUCGUGUUGGACUUCCUGCACACCAACCCUUAAUAUGUUUUGGUGGUGGUCGUGUUGGACUUCGUGCACACCUACCCUUAAUAUAUUUUGGUGGUGGUCGUGUUGGACUAUGUGCACACCAACCCUUAAUAUGCUUUGGUGGUGGUCGUCUAUUUGACAAUUUGCACUGACGCACAGCUACGCCCUUAUGUUAGAUUUUAUAUUAGCCCUAAUUGAUUUUGUGGAAGACAAAAUUAGUAAGUUGGGACAAAAUAUUGUCCGAAUUUUAAAAGAAAUCUAUGUGAUGCCCACUAUUCUAUGUGAUGCCCACUAUUCUAUGUGAUGCCCACUAUUCUAUGUGAUGCCCACUAGUACUGUAUAUUAUAUUGCGUGUGCACCCCACCGCCACCCUUUUAUCAAUAAUUCUGCGUUUGAAUGUUUUUAUAGAUUGUGUUUUGUUUGUUUGUUUGUUUGUUUUUAGGGGGCUGUAAAUUAUAUGUAUUAAAUGUUCGUUAACUGAAUGCAUAGUGUUACACGACCUGAUGUUUUAUUGUCUCUCGUGGACUACUGUCUUAUGGCUUCGAAUCUCAUUGGCCAAUCUUUCAAUACUUUCAUCACUUUAAUACCCUAUGGUCUCAUCUCUCAUCACAUAGUACCCCAUGGUCUCAUCUCUCACCACAUAAUAACAUAAUACCCCAUGGUCUGAUCUCUCACUACAUAAUACCCCAUGGUCUCAUCUCUCACCACAUAAUACCCCAUGGUCUGAUCUCUCACCACAUAAUAACAUAAUACCCCAUGGUCUGAUCUCUCACCACAUAAUACCCCAUGGUCUCAUCUCUCACCACAUAAUAACAUAAUACCCCAUGGUCUGAUCUCUCACUACAUAAUACCCCAUGGUCUCAUCUCUCACCACAUAAUACCCCAUGGUCUGAUCUCUCACCACAUAUUAAUACCCCAUGGUCCCAUCUCUCACCACAUAAUAUACUGUAUGCAUACUAUGUGCUUUCAAUUUAAGUAACCCCACCCCCCCCCCCCCCCCUGGUGGCAGCUCCCCACCCCAGGCACGCGAUUGUGCUGUGUAGAACCAUGGCACUGAAAACAGACAGCGGCGUAAAAGCGGACUUUGGUUUACAGAGGAAUUAAUGCACUGUUGGCAUGUGGGUUUUGUUGAUUCGCUACCCGGCAUGUGUAUUGUGUAUUGUGGCUUGAAUCUUGGCCGCAACGCAGUAAAGCAAACACAACACGGAAAGCUUCCAUGGAAUUAGCCAUACAGUUGAAGAACACUAAGGAGCCGUCUCGAGAUCGACACACACGGGCGAGUCAAUAAGAAGAAUGGCUGCCUGCAAAAGUCUGCAUUCUGUUCACAAUAGCGCCUCUUGAGUCAUGAGAGUCAUUAGAGAAAGAUUUUUAGAUCUUAAACAGUUGGUGGUGGUUUUUUUCGGUGGGGGGGGGGGGGGGGGUGGAUAAAGAAUACAAAGUUUAAUGAAGUGGUGUGAAGGUUUACGACAAAGAGCAGAUUGAUUUAUUUACUUAAUAAAUAAUUAUUUUUUGGUGGGGGGGGGGGGGAGGGGGUGAAUAAAGAAUACAAAGUUUAAUGAAGUGUUGUGAAGUUUUACGACAAAGAGCAGAUUGAUUUAUUUACUCAAUAAAUAAUUAUGACAGGAUUAGUUCAAUUAUCUGGUAGAAAAUGUGUCAUCUGAAAAAUAAAACAAGAAGUAACACUUUAAGAGCAACCAAAAAAUGGUGGGGGGAAAAAAUGGGGUGGGGGGUUGGGCUUCAAACAUAAUCCACCUAUCCCUCUCCUAUUUCCCCAAACUCAACUUAAUCGUUUGUUAUACAUAUAAUGAAUUAAAUUAUUUAUUGAAAUAUAAAUAAAGUAUUAUCUGCCAUCCCUUCCACACACAUUUAAGAGGGAAAAAAAAAGACUUAUAAUUUAUUAACUUUCUAAAGUUGUUUCUAUUGAACGUGAUCUUUUUUCGAUAGUUGGUCGAUCGCUGGGUUGCGCGGAUGGUAGGUUGAUUGCUUGGGUUGUGUGGAUGGUAGCUUGAUUGCUUGGGUUGUGCGGAUGGUAGGUUGAUAGCUUGGGUUGCGUGGAUGGUAGGUUGAUAGCUUGGGUUGCGCGGAUGGUAGGUUGAUAGCUUGGGUUGCGCGGAUGGUAGGUUGAUAGCUUGGGUUGCGCGGAUGGUAGGUUAAUCACUUGGGUUGCACAGAUGGUAGGCUGAUCGCUUGGGUUGCGCGGAUAGUAGGUUAAUCACUUGGGUUGCACGGAUGGUAGGUUGAUAGCUUGGGUUGCACGGAUGGUAGGCUGAUCGCUUGGGUUGCGCGGAUGGUAGGUUGAUAGCUUGGGUUGCGCGGAUAGUUGGUCGAAUGCUUGGGUUGCGUGGAUGGUUGGUCAAUUGCUUGGGUUGCGUGGAUGGUAGGUUGAUCGUUUGGGUUGCGUGGAUGGUUGGUCAAUUGCUUGGGUUGCGUGGAUGGUUGGUUGAUGGCUUGGGUUGCGCGGGUGGUAGGUUGAUCGCUUGGGUUGCGUGGACUUCUUUGAAGUUCAAUUUGACCAACAGCUGAAAUUCGGUACACAGCUUCACCGACUUUCUAGACGGCUGAAAUAAAAUUGAGAUCAUUUUGUUAUUCAUUUAAAAAAAAAAAAACGAUUGAACUAAAAUGUUGUUCUUUUCCUUCUGAAGCUGAAUGUAAAUAUUCAGUAGGAUGAUAACUGUUGGUCUUGACUCACAAUUGCUACACAACCCCACCAUCCCGCCCGCCCAAAUAAAACAAUCAAUACAACAAAACAACUCACACAAAAACAAUUAUUAAAAAAUCAUAGCAGUUGAAUUGAUUCCUCUGUUUGUGGGAAUAGUGAGCACAAAUAUUUUCACACAAAUUGAAUCAUAUACAUACACUUUUAUGAUAUAGGCUCACUGAUAUGUUGUUGGGUUGGACCUAAGAAAAUACCGAUAGAGCAGUGCUGUAUGUGGGGAAUACCCUAUUAGGCCUCUUCUAAAGUUAUUGACACUUUAUUACAGACACUACAACGUUAGCAAAGGACAAUACAGAAAUAGAAUACCAUACAAAUUUUAAUGUCAAGGACGCCAAAAUGAAUCAGGGGAAGAAACUCAAUUUAUCAACACGUCGUUAUUUUUGACGGGUUAUUAAAAAGAGUUGUCGUCUCUUAGUCCCUGGAUACAUAUAAGUUUUGGUUAGCUCAAAGAACACAUUUAGGAAAACUGACAUCAUUUUCUUACGGGUCGUAGAUCUCAUAAUUCCCUUUGUAUCAGGCCCGAAUUACCACCCUUAGGCAGCCUAGGAAAUAAAACUUUAUUUACAAAGAUAAAAUAGAACCAGCGAGCUUCCCACAGGCAGGUGAAAUUUAUUAAACCCAGCCCCCUUGUACCUCUCUCAGCUGUGAGGGAGUAGUCAUCGUUGUCAGACACCGAGUGUGUACAUUGAUAUUGUGUGCUUCGAGUCGGAUGCAUGUGUGAGAGAUUUGACUGACUGCUCAACGGCUUGUACCAAAAAGAAUAAAAGCUAUAGUUCUCAUACCUGCAUUUCAUUGUUUGUAUAUUUUAAACUGUAAGCUACACCACCACACGGCUACAUUAGAAUUACUUCUUAUUAAUUAUAAAAAAUUUACACUAUGUUUUCAAUUUCUGUCUCCACAAAAUGAGCUCAAAUUAAAGUAGGGCAUGAGGUUGUAAAUGUGAAUUGAAUAAUGUUAUCAUGUUUAAAAAAUACACUUAUUAGUAUCAUUUUUUGACAUUCAUAUACAAUUUAUAAAAAGUGGUGAAAUAUACCUUUUCUACAAACCAGUAGUCUACAAUUUCUCUUUUUGCACCUGGUAGAGUUUAAAAUUUUGGAAAUAGGUAAUAUUAUACUUGCUUUUUGUGACUGACAGCUUUUUUGUAUGGAUAUUUAUUUUUACAAAUCAUUUUUUAAUUAAGUAGUUUAACCAAAUAAAUGGUUUAAACAAAAUUUUAAAACAACUUUACGAUUUAGUAACAAUUUAAAAUCUACUAUUAAUUUUUAUAACUACAACAAGAUCACGUGACACCUAAAUUCGGUUCUCUCUGAUUAAUUGGAGAAAGUGGAAAACUACAUUUUUAUUAUGCGGAAAUAUGGACCCCUGCAUUUUGAUUUUAUCCACAAAUUUUACGAGGAAGGGCUCAAUGAGCCCCCUCCGCAUUCUCCUCCUCCACCCUCGCUUUCGCUCGGGAGCCAUAGGUGACCUCGAUUUCUGCUUUCCCCCUCCUCCACGCCUAUCCAUGUGACACUACAAGGGUGAAACUAAGAUGGGACCAAAAGAAGACCAUGUGACCUGCCACAACUGGAAUGACCUCAGGUUAUGUAUGGUACUGGGUGUGACAAUGCCUAAUUUGCGCGCUCCUUGUUGCCCUGCCCCCCCCCCCCCCCCCCCCCCCCCCCCCCCCCACACUCCCCCCCCAGCUCCUGAAAUUUCCCCUCCCAUUUUCAAAUUUUAUGAAAGAAAGAUCAAAUGCAGGUAUACCCCAAAAACACUGCAAGCCAAUGCAUGCUGUCGACCAAGGUCCAUGGUGGAAGUGGCCCUCCACCACUCAGGGGUGGGGUGGGUGGGUGUUCUAGACGCCCCUGAUUAAAAAAAGGAAAUGAAAACUAGAUUUUGAGGGUUUUUUGUUUUAUUUUUGUAAACAAACGUACUAAUUGUGAUUUGCUUUUUAAUAUUAAUUUCGGUAACAGCCAUGGUUACCGGAAUUUUGAAUGAAAGAAAUUUCGUCGACGAUAAAUUGACUGACGGAAACUUCCGUUCGAUCAAAUUACCGUCGAUCAAUUUACCGUCGACGAAAUUUCUUUCGAUAAAAUUUCCGGAUACGAACUGCCACAGAGGCAGUAAUCGAUCAUCGGCCCUUUUGACAGCCUCGAAAUUUUUCUGAUACCUCUGUGGUGCCCCUUUUCUCAUGGUACCCUAAGUGGCCCUAAGCACUUGCUUAUUUUGCUUAUGGCUAAUCAUGGCCUGCUUGCAUGUCAGGAAUGAUACACAGUUUUAGAAACAGGCAGACAUUACCAUAUAAAUAAAUCUUGUUAAUUUUGCUGAAAUAUGUUUUUUUUUUCUUUUUACCAACAACUUAUUUCUAAUAUCUACUAAUGUACCGGUACAUUAAUAAAGUAUGUCUAAUAAUAUGUCUCCCCCCCCCACCCAUCAUUUGUGUGUGUGUGUUAUUGCUAGUAGACUUUAUAUUCUAAUCUUUCGGCUGACUGUGGGGUUUCUUUUGUUUAUCUGCUCAGCAUAUCAAUAACAAAUCCACAUGUAGGUAAGUGUGUUCACCUUUGUCUUUAAUCUGGGCUAUCCAACAGUCUGACACUUGCUGAGGGUCAGAGGUCAGGACCUUACGGAUUUAACUCGCGAUUUUAUUUAUUGGGCAUGAACCAGUUUAAGAGCUACGAUGCUUUGAGCAGAUUUAAGUUUAAAAGGUAUCAAGAAGAAUGUGUCCUACAAUAUGAGUCUACAAUUUUCUAAAGCAAUUUUCUGUGUAGUUGUGAGUCACCGAGAAAAAAAAGACUGCAUGUGGUUUGUUUUAAUGCCCCAUUUUAGUGACAGUUGACUUUGUGAUGUGUUCAGAAAACGUUCAGAGUAGAGAUCGUUGGGCAAAAAUAAAGAUUAUAAAUAACAGGCCUAGGAGAUUCUGUCUUAAUUUAUUUAUUUCAUAGGAUAAAGAUAACGCGUGCUUUGGAAAAUAAUUGUGUAUGAUGAGAUAAGUUAAAUUAAAAACAAUGAAAACAAGUGAUCGAAAGUGUCAUUAUAUUUAUAUUCAUUAUCUCCCAAACUUUGGUGUGAAGUGAGUUUAGUGAGCCCUGCGUCUAACCUUCACCACCCAGCCAAGAUUUUUUUUUUUGUUACACACAUAUGCGUCCCCACCUCCCCACCUUUUUUGAGGGUUUAAAUAUGUUUCUCUUGGAAAAAGCAUGGAUCGUCCAUGCUAGUCGGGUCAUUAUUAAGAACCCGCAUGACACGAGUGACUAAUUGACCCCCAGGGACAGCCAAUGACAAGCAUUGUGAUUGUGCUUGACCCUUGUUAGCUAAUAUUAUUAUAUUUUAGCUACUACUAUAAUCUACUGCUAAGACUAUGCUCAAUAGACAAUAGGCCCAUUGUUACAUAAUUUAAAAUAUGCCAAAUCUUGUAUUUAGAAUAUAUUAUUAUGUUAGAUGAAUAGAUUCUAAAAUGCAGUGGCUUAAAAGGAGAAGCCUAACACUUCUAGUUUAAAUCAUGCGUGACCACAAGGAACUGGCCAAUCGCAUUACAGUAGGGCUGUUAUAAUAUGAUAACAAAAUAUGCCUUUUCAAUACAGUAGGGCUGUUAUGGUAACAAAAUAUGCCUUGUCAUUACAGUAGGGUUGUUAUGAUAUGAUAAAAUAUAUAUAUACCUUUUCUUUUUACAUUAGGGCUGUUAUGAUUUUUAAAAAUAUAUGUCUUGUCGUUGCAAUCACAGUGGCUUCAGUGAAUUGCACACACACAAUGGCUAAUUGACACCCCGACUAGAACAGAGGGGUAGGAGGAAAUCAGUAGCCUACUUGAUAUGCCACAUUAAAAUGUGCAGUGCCCAUGGAGGUCAUUGAAUAUAACGUGACCUAUUUUUGAGAAAGUGAUGUAAAUGAACCAAACAAUUGACGUAAAAGUAUGCGUGUUAUAAGCUUUAGUACAGUAAUCAAACUUUGUAAACUACUUGAGGAUCACAUACAGUUUUAAACCGUUCACUAUCUCUCUCUUUUCAUAUCUGAACAUUGACUUAAUUUAAAGCCGUGAAUGAACAAUAAAAUUGGGUUUUCAUCAUUUUAGUGUAAAACUGUAUUAUAUUAAAGAAAUAGCCUCUUAUUUUCAUUUUAACUUUAUAACAAUAAACAUGUUUGUGAUGUGAAAUGGGGAAAGGUGGGCUACCACAAAUGGUUGUUUCAAUUUCAAUGUUUUUAUUUUCCAAUUAAUAUAAUUAAUGGUGAUGCUGUAAACAUAUUUAUAGAACCCCCAAUAAUAAAUUUCACUUUAAACGCCUUUAGUUUAAGUUUUAUGGACUGCAACAGUCUGAUCUGUUGAUGCAAAAUAUUUUAAAUAAAAUUGUGACUUGGAACAAAAAAUCUGUAUUUUACAAAUUAUUUACAAUAAAACUUACUAGCCCCACAUUUAACGUUCAAUAAACUAUUCCCCGUGGUGACCCCAGGUCACUCUCACCUUACUUAUACUUAAACUCUCCAGCCCUCCCCCAUGUGUGUUAACUAUGUGUGGUCAGUGAAAGGUCAGUAGUGAAGUACUGAUAAAGGAAAAUGGUAGCUCCUUAAUUUCAUAUGGCAUGGGACAUAAACUGAACUGAAAUGGCAACUUGUACCUUUAUCCCUCUAUAGCAUUUAAAUUUUUGCAUCAUUAUGAGAAUUGGCAAUAUUGUUUCAUCUUUUUUGGUUUGUUUGGAUUAACUCUUAUAACUUAUUGUGCAUUUUUGUCGAAGCGGUGAGUAGCUUAAUUAUUUCUACUGAAGAAUGUAGGUUGGUCACAUUUUAUAUGCUGGAGAAAUAUUGAUUUCUUUACCUAAAUGUUAAUCCAUGUUUUCAUAAGAUUAUGUGAACUCCAUCACACCACCUUUCAAAUAUAGGCAUGAAAACUCAAAGCAAGACUUUUUAAUACAAGUAUUUGGGUGAGGGUUGCAUGCAGUACAAAGCACUGAUUUUUCAUAAUGGGACUCCUGACACAAGGAACACCUCUGUCCUGGGAGGACACCAAGAAAUGGGCGGAUCAUGUCAGGAAGCAUGGCAUCAAGCAGUUCGUGGCACAGUACAAAAAGUUGAUGUCAAGGAAGAAGGACGUGUUGUACUGGGGGGAUGAGGUAAGAUAGAAACCUUUUGAAAAGUGAACAUAUAGCAUGGAUUCUCAAACAAACAUUUGAAGAACACACCCACCCCCCUCUCUCUCUUACUCUCUUUCUCUCGUUAUCACUCUCUUGUAAACUAAAAUGCCUAAUAUUGAGCGUGAGUGUCAGAUUUCUAAAUUGAGCAUGAGUGUCAGAUUUCUAAAUUUUAGAAGAAAAAUCUUUUUUUUUAAUGCAAUAGUUGUAUAGCAGCCUAAAUAUAAUAAGGUAAAUUUUCUCAACUUGGUAUACUCAGCCCGUUGACUAUUUGAUGAAAAUUUCAUGCUUUUAUUUUGAUUUUAGAUUGAAUACCAGCUAAUUAAGUUCGACCACAUCAACAGAAAAGUUUAUGUUGCCUUAAAAGCUCAAGAUGUUCUCAGGAGGCUGAAGGAGAACUCAGAAAAAAAUUCAAAGUAAAAUUUAUAAUCUAUUUCAUAUCCAUAAGUUUAAAAAAAUAUUUCUCAGAACUUGUAUUCCUUUCAAAAUUAUGCAUAUUUUUUAACGUAAUUAAAUAAAAUAGAAAAUAGUUAAAUAUAAAUGUGUUCAUUAAUAAAAAAAAUUGUAAGUUAUCUUGAAAAACUAGGUCAGUUUAUUAUCCAUUAAUAUGUAGGCUAUACAAUCUAAACUUUUUCAUAGUACUCCAGAAACAACAUCAUGGCACCCGGAAUAUGCAUCGUAUCAAGUUGAAGGGACACCUGGAAAACCUUAUGGAGGUCUCAUGGCCCAUUUUAAUACUGUAGAAGCAAAUAUGUCUCAAAGGUAAACUAAGUGACUCAUCAAAGCACAGUAUUUAUAUUUGUCUACAAAUAUUUUUAAUAACUUUAUAUAAAACUUGACAUAAAGUGAUAUGAGCUAUGUAUUUUCUUCAAUUUAAAAGCUUUAUGAUGUCCAAUGAAGACAUACAGUCAUACUUUUUAAAUAGGUAUAAUUUUUCAAUUCCUCAAUUUAGAAGAAAAGAAAUUCAAGAUCAAUUAGAGGAAGAUGAAGCUCCACUUUCACUUACAGUAUUUCCAAGGUAGUGUGAAUGGUGAUAUGACCAAAAUACGAAUAUGGUAGGUAAUUAAAUAAUUAAUCAAAUAUUUUCAUGAAGUUUUUGAGACCAACAAGCACAUUGUGUACUUACUUAAAGUAUCAGUAUUUUUAUUAUGUGUAGACUUUAAGAUAUUUUCAAAAGAUUGGUUUAUGUUAAAAAUAAGAAUAUGGUGGAAUAUUAUUUAAUUAUUCAUUUUUCUUAGACUUGGUUGUGGGACAUUUACCUGGCCAAUUGCUAAAGCUAAUCCAGUAAAUGGAAUAUCAAGGUCACUGUUUUUCCCAGAUGAAGCCAUUAAUCAAGGGCAUGUCAGAUUCAAGUAAACAUUGAUUUUUUAAAUUUUAAUUAUAGUCAACCAAUUUUAACUCAAAACAAGUUUUUUAAAUUAAAAAUUUACCUUAAUUUAUAAUAAUGUUAAUAUAAUUAGUUUCCUUAAAUUAACUGUUUACCUAUGAAACAAAACCCGUCAUUUAUUGUUUUAGUUUUCUUACUGUAUUAGUAUUAGCCUUUAUUAGGUGUAUAUUAUUUUUAAUCCUUUAAACUGUAAUACUAGAAAUAUGUAUUUAAUCAGAAUAAUUCCAACUGUAACUAACUCUGAUGACAACAAAACUGUUUUGUUAAAGGAUCACUAAAAACAAAUUCAAAAUAUUUUACCUAAAUGCUGUAUCUUUAAAUAUAUAUACAAUUAAAGUAUCCCUAUAUACUAUAUAGCCUCUUUAAUAUAAAUUCAAAUUCAAUUCAAUCUACUACUACAGGACUGUGACUAGAAAUUGUCGAGUUCGGAGAACUGAGAAGAUACUUAUUAAUAUACCAAGUAUGUUUUGCUUUCCUUUUAUUUUAAUGCAUAACAUUACAUUAUCAUUAGAUGUUUAGAAAAGUUAACAAAAAAUUUAAUAAUACAUUGGAAGGAUGAUUGAUAUUAAAUAAAGGAAAAGCCAUACAUUUAUUUACACUGAAGAAAAACCAUAAAUUUACACCAUGGACUAAUAUGAUGCUAUGUAUGAGGUGCUUUUGUGAGUACAAGGGCUAUUUAUAAAUGACAUCAUGCUACUUGGAAGUGGGGGUCACAAAUUUGUGAUAAUGUGUUAUGAGGAUGUCUAAAUUUUAUAAUUAUUAUGUGGAGAGGGGGUAAAAAUAGGACCAGAUAGCAUGAUAAUAUUAAUGCAUAGCCCCUCAUAAAAUGUAAAAUGUCUAUCCUUUUUGAUUGUACCAUUAGUAUCAUUGUUAAGGUAUUAUCAGUUUAAACCUAAUAUCUUGCAAUCGAUAUUCUAUUUAAUGAAAGUAUACAAAGACAUCAACACUCAAUCCCCGUUCAUAGAGGAUUUCUCAAUACUUGGAGAUGAUGGAACUAGUGCAGCCGCUGCCAAACCUGACCACAUCUACAUGGACUGCAUGGGGUUUGGUAUGGGAAAUUGUUGUCUGCAGGUCACAUUCCAGGCUUCUUGUCUAGAUGAGGCCAAAGUACUCUAUGACCAGCUGGCUGUUAUGUGUCCUAUUAUGGUCAGUGUGUAAUUAUCAUCACAUUGUUUUUAAAAUGAAGUAGUGCUCUUGUAUGUCUUCAGCACAUGCCACCAAAUUCUAUAGAAUAAUCAUUUAUAAAUAUUUUUUUUGGUUCUAAUAAAAUGUCUUUUUAAUAAUCCCAUUUUUAACAAAAAAAUAACUUACCCACAUAACUAAUGUUUACUCUUCCUAAGGAUCAGUUACAUGCAUAUGCUUAACUAGGGAAUUUUGUAUGUGUUCAUCAUGAUGUUAUUUUUUUAAGCAAUGUCCAAUGGCAAUACAUUUGUUUAUAUUGACAUAAGUUUUGUUUUAUCUUUUGGGCCUUUAGUUAAAGUAUGCACACAAAUUAUUGAUCCAAUGCUUGCCUAAAAUCGCAACAUAAACAUUAGCGAGAAUAUAUUUUAAAAUUUAUUUUGACAGCUUGCCCUAAGUGCAAGUUCCCCGGUAUACAGAGGAUAUUUGUCUGAUAAUGAUACACGUUGGCCUGUCAUUUCUGGUGCUUGUGAUGACCGGACAAAAGAAGAGAGGGGUGUGGAGGUUAAUAAAAAUGAUGCAAUGAAAGAUUGCUUGAAAGAAUAGUGUUUUUAAAGAUGUUGAAAUUAUUUGUCUAAUUUUAAUGAAUUAAUACAUUAUACAGUGCUAAAAGUCAAUAAUAUAUUAUUAGCAGUUUUAGUUUUGAAGAUAAAAGAAUUUUUUCUAAAUAUUUUGAAGGAAAAUGUUCUCAUUUAAAAACUCAAGAAAAAUUGUCUCUUAAAAAUUAUUAAUGGAAAUUGCUUCAUAUAUUGUGUUUUGUAGAUAAAGUUAAAAGCUUUCAAUAUCAUUAUCAUUUAAUUUAGCAGCUUCAAUUAUUUUUAUGUUUAGCCACUUAAGGAGAACCAGUAUAGAAUAGCUAAGUCACGCUAUGACUCUAUAGACAGUUUUAUCUCAACAUUGGGAGAACAAUACAAUGACAUCCAUUUAACAUUUAACCAAGAAAUCUUUGAGGAACUUAUCGCUCAAGGUAAAUUUACUUUUAAAUUAUCUUAUAUAUCAUAUCUGAACACUGCUCUUAGAUGUCUUUAUUUUUUCAAAUACAACAGCAUCUGUGGGGUAGUUAGGGUAAGUGCAACCUGGGGCUGGACAUGAUCCCUCCUUCCCACCCACCCCAUUAAAUGAAAAAGUUUUGCCUUUAAAAGAUCAAAAUGCCAUUGGGUGAGGUGGGGGGGGGGGCUGCCAUCUAUACCCCAUCCCCACUUCCCACACCACUGAACAGGAUAACCCAUAUGUUUUUAACUAUGAUUUUUUCAAAAACAACAGCAUCUGUGGGGUAGUUAGGGUAAAUGCAACCUGGGGCCGGACAUGAUCCCCCCCUCCCCCCCACCCCAUUAAAUGAAAAAGUUUUGCCUUUAAAAGAUCAAAAUGCCAUUGGGUGAGGUGGGGGGGGGGGGCUGCCAUCUAUACCCCAUCCCCACUUCCCACACCACUGAACAGGAUAACCCAUAUGUUUUUAACUAUGAUGUUGCAAUAACGAUGGCCAUGGGUUUUAUUAGCUUUUACGUUUUGGAGGCACAAUCUAUUCAUUUUGGAAUUACCUUGCUUGAAGCAUAUAUUGUAAGAAUAUCUCCAUCAUGUCUGGUGCCAUGAAAAGGACUAAAUUCCCAAAAGCAUCUGGGGUUGGUAAUCUAGUGCUACUGUUGCUUCCACUUUCAGUGCAUUGUCGAAGAGUGGAAAGACAAUGACUAAUAGCAGUCCCGCCAGCUUUCCUGGAAAAGCAUUAAUAAGUCUUAAAAUAGCAACAAAGCCAAAUCCGCUGCUAUUGCAGUGCUUUGUGUGGUGAUGAGGCUCAAGAUGCAUCAAGAUUCAUAAACUCUUGGGGCUACUUAAAAUCAUGAGCUAUGUGUUUGUUAAAUAUUUGAGGACUUAUACGGCCCUGAAUCAAAUUAGAAAAUACUACUUUUAGCUUUUAAUUCAUGAAAUGAUGUUGCAAUGUUGUUUUUUCAACAAAUAGUGGCCUAAUCAGACAAAUAUUUUUCUUUCAAUUAAAACAAUUUGACUACCAUACUGAUUUUAAUUUUAUGAAGGUGUGGAUGAUCUUCUGGCCAGGCAUAUUGCUCACAUUUUCAUCCGAGACCCAAUCUCACUGUUUGUUGAACACUUGGAUGAAGAUGAUGAAAAUGACACUGACCAUUUUGAGGUUUGUUUCAUUUUUUAUUUCUUCCCUCACUUUUAACUAAACUAUAAGAAAACUCCUCACCUGUCUGGGACUCAGUUGCUUGUAGUGAGUGCCACCGAAACUUGUAAUAACACUGACUUUAUUGGCCAUGAUCCUAAUACUGCAUUCCUACACUAGGAAAUGAUGUAUUUCAUAUACGUCCAUUUCUUAGUUAAAAAAAAUUGAAAUAAUUUGAUGACUGCUCUUUCUUUAAAAAAAUAUUUUAAAAACACUUAUUUAUUUAAAUUUGUGUUUAAUUUUUUUUUUUUUGGUGGGGUGGCUUAAUUUUCAGAACAUUCAGUCCACAAAUUGGCAGACCAUGAGAUUCAAACCCCCACCGCCUAACUCAAACAUUGGCUGGAGAGUGGAGUUUAGACCAAUGGAGGUGGAUAUUAAUAAGCAUUUUUUAAAAAUUGCUACCGGUACAAGUUUUUGUUUGUUUUUUUUUCUAUUUUUUGGGAGAUAAAAUUGAUUGCAUCAAACUAUUCUAAUUUGAAAUUUUCCAUUUGGUUCAAGUUUACAAAAGUAUCCAGGAUGUCACAUGAUUUAUUUGUUCCAGGCUCAGCUGACAGAUUUUGAGAGUGCUGCAUUCUCUGUAUUCAUUUUGCUUCUUACACGAGUUAUUCUGUCAUACCAGCUCAACUUCCUGAUUCCCAUAUCCAAGGUGACAAUGAAUGGUUUGUGUAAAAUAGCCUACGUACAUUAAUGUGUAAAGAAUCAAGUUUAUUGUCAAAAUUAUAAAUGAUGAAGUCAUAUAAGCUAAAGUAACACAUAAUGUUACAGUUAAUUUAACAAAUAUGAUAUUUUAUUUGUCAACAAAGUUUUGAUAAUUUUAUGGGAUGACAUGGAAGGGGUAUGUAUAGUUCUUUCUCAGGAACUAUAAUAAGAAUGAUAAGAAUGUAAUGAAAAAUAUCUUUAUUGAAAUCUUCAUUAUUUAUUUUAAGCCUCACUUAUAAUAGAAUAGUUUACGUAUAUGUUUUUUUUUUAUUUCAAGUGGGCAUUUUAUAUUAUGCGGGUUAUUUUCUUUUGCUUGUCCAGGUAGAUGAAAACAUGAAGACUGCUUAUAAAAGAGAUGCUGUCAUCAGUGACAAGUUUUUCUUCCGUAAGAAUAUUCUGACAGGUGAGUUGUAAAAUAAAACAUAAUAUUUAAUACAUGAUGUAUUGACGUUUUUUAACUGAAAACAAUAAUUCUCUUUGCUAUUUCCUUUUUUUAUGUGACAAAAAAUGACGUAAAAAUGUAAAAUAUAAUUGAACACCUACACUUCUUAUAUAAUUCAGAAAUGGUUUAUAUAUUGGUUCCUUUCUGUGUCAUUACACUAAUCAUGAAUCCUAUAUAAAGAACAAAGUUUGUUGCAAAAUUAUUUCAACCUUAGGAGUAGGCCUAUGACUAUAAGUUAAUUUAAUAAUUUUAAUCUGAAGCAUUUUUCUUUUCAGAGUACUGCAAAAAUACAUUGAAUGGAUUUGGCAUUACUGAUACAAACCAGGAAUAUGAACUAAUGACGAUCAAUGAAAUAUUUCAUGGAAAGGUGACAUUUCUUAAUGCUAGCAAUCUUUUGCUUUGAAAUAUUAUUUGCGGCAGAAAAAAAAUGGCACUGCUUGUUAUGUUUAGGACACCAGAUGCCAUAAUUAGUCCACGACUGAAUGCCCUCAUAAUUAUUUUCAAAGAGCAGAUGAAUUUCAAUUUUAUUUGUUACAUUUUAUUUUAAGAAAAUUAAACAGAUGAAACAGUUUCACAUACAGUUCACUCUACUGCCAAGUAUUAAUUCUAUUGAAGUAUCUAUCAUUGAUCUAUUUAGUUGGCUCUCCAUUUACUUUGCUUAAAAAGAUUUGUUUAAAUACAUUUUCAGGAAGAUUUUCCUGGCCUGCUGCCCCUGAUUGAUUCAUAUAUAGACAGCAUUGAUAUAGAUGUAGAUACAAAGUGCACUGUCACACAGUAUGUCAGACUGAUAUCACUGAGGGCAUCAGGUACACCAACCAAUCUACCAUUUUAUUUUCUUACCCUUUGAAAUUAUUCAGUUAGAGCAGCAACAUUUAGAAGCAUACAAAAUUUAUUAAGCUAGGUAACCUAUAACUUGCUAGUCAGUCAUAUUCAUAUUAAAUUAAUUACAAAGAUAAAGUCCUAUGAAAUAUUCUCAAAAAUAGAUCUAAAAGGGUCCACGUCACAUAAUCCCAAAAUUUAGUUACAUUUUAAUGUUGGUUUCCAUAGAAUUCGUUAAAUAUGUAUAACUAUUUCAAAUGAGUCAAAGAGGCCUUAAUCCUGUUCAUUUUCUGCUAAGUUAAUAUUACAAUAAGAGAUAAACCCUAGAGAUAUUUUUAGAAAAAAUUCCUGAUUUUCUCAAAACUUGAAAUUUGGGUUCACUGAGUCGCGAUUUUUUUUUAAAAGGGGCUCCACAAGUUAUUUACAAAGCCAGUUAUUAGCAGUUACAGAUAAUUUCUAAAAUUGACUAGAAUUCUUCUAUGUUGAAUAGCUUUAAUAAUAUUAACUAGAAUUCUUCUAUGUUGAAUAGCUUUAAUAAUAUUAUGCUGUAAAAAUGAAUUUUGUUAUGGCAAAAAUUAUUUCCAUUUAAAAAAAAUUGUUUCUGAAAAUUUAGCUAAUUAGUUUUUUUUAAAUAAUUUAACUAAUUUGCUGAUUUAAAAAAAAAGAGCUAUCCAUUAAACCCGAAUUUCAAGUUUUGAGAAAAUGUGAAAAUUUUACAAAAAAUCAUUUGUAUUUUUUCGAAGGAUGUUUUUCACAAGUAUUUUUUAUGGGCGAUUUUUUGUUUAGGUCAUCUACAAACUACAGCAAAAUGGAUCCGCAACUUUGUUUUAAACCAUCCUGAGUACAAGCAAGAUUCUGUGGUUUCAGACUCCAUCAAUUAUGAUCUUCUCUGUCAAAUGACCCAGAUAUCCAGGGGUGAACUUUACGACCCUAAGCAUCUUUUCCCUCAUGUGUCAAAGUCUUCCAACAUGAUUCCUGAGGCUGUGUGUCAGGCAGAGGCCUUCCUGGACCAGAAGUUCUCAUGCGGCCAAUGUAGAUAGAAUGGAGUAGAACAAAUGGAACUUAGUGUACACAGAAUAAGGUCUAAAGAUAUUAGGAGCUGAUUGUUUGAAUUGCACAUGCUCCUCUUGAGGUACUAUGUAUGGAGUGUACUCAGUCCAUGUCAAGUUUUAAAAAUCAUCGUGGAAGAUGUCCAAGGGUGUGUAUAAUAGUGUUAAAAAGCGUAUGUUACCCUUUCUGCAACCAACCAUCUUCACUGUUAAUUUUUUUCUAGAUUAGCACUGGAAAUUAAAUUUUUUUUAGGUGCUUGAGGCAUUUUUGUACUUACAUUUUUAAUACAUUAAUUAAGAUUUCAUAUUUUAAUCACAAUUUACCAAAACAUUUUUGUAUCUCAAAUUUUUUUGUACCCCAAAGUUUAGUAGAACACUUGUACUAUUAAUAAAGCAAUGAAAAAUGUGUUCAGGGAGACCCAUCUUUUGUGAGCCUAAAAAUUUUAUGCAAAUUAUUUUAAAGCUUUACAAUUAAAUUGAUGCAUUUUGUUUAUGUACCAAAAAUAUGGAGAUAUAAUCAAACUAUACUAUGAAA
Lymnaea stagnalis (great pond snail) is the source of this 17722-nucleotide messenger RNA. Lineage: Eukaryota; Metazoa; Mollusca; Gastropoda; Lymnaeidae. The record is from the annotation of a GenBank genome assembly.